Molecule: messenger RNA, 8105 nt
Organism: Anopheles coustani
Lineage: Eukaryota; Metazoa; Arthropoda; Insecta; Diptera; Culicidae
Exons: 5
Coding region: 370-7746 (2458 amino acids)
Cellular component (GO): nucleus
Molecular function (GO): zinc ion binding
Source: RefSeq, a predicted model, not a curated record
GGACUCCUGAACGCUCCGGCGAACGUGCAUCCAACACCAAUAACCAAAACACGUCGUUUGUAAAGAGCGUGUUUGUGUGUUAGUGACGAUGGACUUGAGUCGUUUGACGUUUGGAAGUAAUUCACAGAGUUUCGACGAGAGUGCGUACCAGUGUGGAAUAAACUUGUGACCUCGGCAGAUGUUUUUUGACUAUGUUAUAUUCCACAUUCUGCUAUGAUCGUUAGGUUCAUUCUGGUUCAGUGAUAGUGUCAUUCAUAAUCUCGUGUAUCUCGGAUUGUGUGUAUCUUUUUACUAUUCCGUUUUACGACAAAACAAAACAGUGGAGCGAAGUGGCGUGCAAGCUAAAGAAUUUCUUUGGCUAACAUCAAGAUGGAUCAUACUGUUCGGCGUAGCAUACUUAGACGUCCAGAUGAUACCUUCGAAUCUACAGAAUCAUCAUACCAAGAUUAUAGCGUAAACGCCUUCGGCCUCACUGAAGGCGAUGGCUGCUGCCGGUUGUGCUGCAGUGAUGAUUGCCGUCUACGGGAGCUAUUCCCCGGUGGAUAUCGAGAGGAGGUUCUUCUUCGUAAGAUAUUCGACUGCACGACGGUUCAGAUAUCGCAAAGCGAGGAUUCCGAUGCUCUGAUUUGUUUUGCCUGUGUGGGAAAAGUUGAAGAUUUUUUCCAAUACCGGGAGCAGUGCCGCACCAAUGACGUGUUGCAGCGGAAAUGGAGGCGCCGGCUCGGCCGAACUGGUGCAACUGGAUCGACAUUGCUUCCUGCGGUAUCAAUCAAAAGAGAAGUGGAAGAACCAGAGAAAGAAUAUUUUCGACCCUCAGAACUAGUGCCAUUGGAUGCACAACCUUCACACACAUCCCUGGAUUCGUCAACGACUGCUGUUCCUAGCGGGUCAAAUCGAGCAGCCGAUUCUGUUGGCCUGCAUGCGCACUCCGCAAUGCAUAUAGACCGUUCUGAGCAAGAAGACCAUAAUUUGCUCGAGCUCAUGCCACCGGACGAAUCGUAUGACGGUAACGGUUUGAGAAAUACCACAAAAUACGAAAACCGAAGCGAUGAAGAUGAUAAUGAUGUCGAGGCACAACUCCCUAUAAAGCAGGAACCCGAGGAUAUUGACGAUGAUUUCUCUUGGACAAAUAUGGAAGAUGCCGAUGACGACAACUACGAUGGUGAUGCUUGUGAUGGGAACCGGUCUGGCUUAAUACCAGUUAUCGAAGAUCCUUCACUUAUGACCGCUAAGAUGUCCAAGUUAGAGUCGGAGCGGAUGUCCCAGAGCAACGAAGAAUUCAAAUCACCUUUCAAAGAUAACUCCAUAAGUCAGCGGGUAAUGCCUGGAAGUCUUCCAACCGAUAACACACAAGAGCACACUAUGAAGGAGCAGAAUGAUGAGAAGAAGCCCAUCCUGCACUGUGGAAUGGAUUACAAGAUGGUUAAAAAUGCAAACAAUCGUAUGAGAUUGGCCGCCGAUGGUCAUUUGUUUGUGCGCGAAGGUACACGCCAGGAUGGGACAACACUAUGGCGCUGCCGAAAAAAUUACGACAAAUGUACUGCGACUGCCUAUCAGUAUCCAGACGGCCAGGUCGAUGUGCACGGAGUACACGACCAUCAGGAACGAGUGCGAUCGAAUCGUUUGAUCAGCACGAUGGGAACCUUUGCCUAUAAGUUUGCACCGUCGAUAAAAGGCCACAACAUACUCAUCUUUGGUGGGUGCCGCUACUCUAAGCUUUACGCUCGAGCCGAUGGCACGACGUUGUGGCGCUGCAACCAUGCUCCAUGCAAGAUGAAAGUAUCCCUUGAAGCGGAUGGGAAGGUGUAUGUUACGACUAUGGAUGGACAUACACACGAAAAGACUGAGCCACCAGUAACACCAGAGGACGUCGCACGUAAUCGAUGGGAGAGUGAAAAUGGUAUUAGGCCAGCCAAUAGCAUCGAAUCGGUCAGAGAGGAAGAUCUAGAGGAAGCUCUACCGGAAGAAGCUGCUCGAUCGCCCUACAAAGCACAAAAUUGUGCCCCGCCAGUUAGUACGCUCGUUAAACCCAUAUCGAAAAGCAUUCCACUAAAGAGGAAAAAGGCGUUGAACUUUCGCAUUGUGAAGAACAAGAAAGGAUUCCAGGCGCUGGUUUACAAUGGUUACCGAUAUUGUAAAGCUCGCGUGCUGCAAGACGGAACCGUCAAGUGGCUCUGCAAGAUGAAUCGUAAAACCUGUAAUGCUGGAGUGUAUCAGUAUCGUGACGGAACCAUCAAGUGGUUAAACAACGUGCGUCAUAAUCAUGGGCCUUCCCACAUAGACGAGCCACAAAAUCAGCAACAGCAAGAACAUCGGGUGCAUCUUCAUGAGCAUCAGCAACAGCAGCAGCAGCAGCAACAGCAGCAGCAGCAGCAGCAGCAGCAGCAGCAGCAGCAGCAGCAGCAGCAGCAACAGCAGCAGCAGCAUGGUGUGCCAUUGAAACAACCGUUCGCUCGUUCACAAUAUCACAUCAACAAUGAAACAUUCGUAAGCAGCGAGUGGUAUUACGUACGCAACAAGAAAAACGGUACGACGCUCAUCCACGCAGGCUAUCGGUACAACAAGAAAGGCGCGCGUUCUGACAUGUCAUCUCUGUGGCGUUGUUCUCGUUCCCAAUUUGGGUGCCGUGCGGCGAUAGUGAUGUACCCGAAUGAAACGAUCGAAAAAUUCGAGGACGAUGUCGAUCACAACCAUCCUGCGCGGGGUCCGCAUGCGUCGGAUCAAGCGAUCGAUGGUAGUGAGGUAGAUGUGAGCAUUGAGGCAGCGCCUCACAGCACUAGCAGUGACAAAGUUGCUUCGAAAGCUGUGACAGCGGAGCAGCAAACCACGAUACAAAGUGGUGGAUUCUUGAAGGAGCUGGACGAUCCCGAAGCCAAUAUGCGCUCGCUGCUCAACUUGACGCUGGAUGUUUCACAGGAUGCCCAAUCCGGGAUUGCCGAGCACAAAACAGUCCUAUCACGGGCUGAAGCCGGCUACCGUUACGUGCAAAAUCGCCACUUGAAACGAAGUUUGCUGUUUCGGGGCUAUCGGUACUGUAAACACAACCAGCGCACCGAUGGGUCCAUUCAGUGGAUGUGCAUGAGGAACAGAAAAACCUGCAGAGCAAACGUUAGGACGCUGGCUGAUGGACGACUGGUAUUGCUUAACACCAAGCAUAAUCAUAGCAGGCUAGAAGAAGAUGAAAACAUCCCCGAAAUUGAUGAGGAGGAGAAGCCCAACAUGGACAAUAUAUCUGAAAAUAAUAACAAAAUGGAGGAUGACCAGGAUGAUGGUAGUAGUAUGUCGACGCCCGAAAUAACUGACGAAAAACUAUGUGUCACCAACGAUUCCAACCGGAACAUAUCUGACCAAAGGCAAAACCCGCACGGUUAUUACUAUGCCAUCAAUCGUAGCAACCGUGAGUGUUUGAUCUUCCAGCAGUGCCGAUAUAGUAGAACAAAUACACGCACCGAUGGUUCGGUGAUGUGGAAGUGUCUAAUGUCUGGAGGAACGUGUCCGGCUAGUGCCAUUGUCAUGGCGGAUGGAAGUUGCCAGCCUUUUCGCGAUUAUGAACACAAUCAUCCUCCGCUGUCUGUGUUACCACCCGCCGUACGGUAUCCCGAAGUUGACCCAUCCUCUUCACCGUCGAAAGUAAAUGCAUCUCCAAAGGCCGCCGUUAGGGACAACGAAUUGUCGUACAAACAGCAUACCUUUAAGAAAACGAUAGUACGUCCCGACGGUAUCGCUCAGUUUGAGUGCGUCGAUGCGAAGCACUGUCCGGCAAUAGUUAAGGUCAAGCUGCCACCGAAAGAUGGCAACUCAAAGGUACUUUACGAAACACCUCAUAAUCAUGGAGCCGAUGGAGAGGCUGCUGUUGCCUCCCUCGCCACGACCAGUUUUCCUGCGCGACGUAACUCAUUCCCCGGGCAUGAUGGUACGUUUCAGCUGUACAAAACACAGCGCGGCCAGCUAACGCUUAUACACGACAAUUUCCGGUAUUCGCUGCGAUCCCGAGCUGUCGAUGGUACGACGCUGUGGAAGUGUCGUUCGAACAAGCACUGCGCGGCAAAGUUCCGCAUCAGCAAAACGGGAGGCGUGUUUCAGGAGGACCUUACAACUCUAAAACACAACCAUCGGGAAAAUGGACAGUCGAUGGAUUGGGCCGAACCGAUCCGAGUGACCGACGGGGAAAACUUUUCCAGUUUUGACGAACUGGUUCAGCAGUGUUUCCCUAAACAGUCAGCAGUGCCACUGCUGUCGAUCAAACGCAAGCAUCAAUACCAACCUACCAAGACGAUCAAGUACGCUGGCCACCUGUACACGUUACGGACGGUCAAACCGGGUGGCCGUGAGUGUUGGCGAUGUACGAUGUUCGCUUCAAAAGCCUGCCGUGCGGCCCUAUUUUGUCGCAACAAUGGUAAAAUCGUGGAACACAACAACGGAAUGGUGCACACGCACAAACCGAUCGCAUAUAGUCGCGGUACGGCAACAACAUCCAUUCCCAAGGUGGGUGCUGCUACAACGAGUUCCACGAGUACCGCGAUUGUUCCGUAUCGCCCCACUGCUAUCACAACGGGUGCCGGAGGAAUCCCUGAUGAGGACGGAAAUGUUGAUUUUCUGUUCGGAGGGCGUACCGGCAAAACGCUGCACCAUCGGGGCUAUCGGUACUGCUGGAACUAUCAGAAUCGUAAUGGUAUUACCUUCUUUAAAUGCGUCCGUAGCAAUCCCGACCAGUGCAGUGUGACCAUCAAGAUGUUGGACGCUCAAAACCGGAUCUAUCCGCAUUCAGGAACUGCACAUAGUCACCCCCCGGAUCCCCCAUCAGUCACUCCGGCACAAGAUGAGUUAGUAUCGACGCCACAGAAGAAGCAGCUGUCACCAGUUAAGUCACCAGUCAAGUCACCAGUCAAGUCACCAGCUAAGUCACCGGCUAAGACACCGGUGAAGACGAAACGGAACGUCAAUUUGAUCGAAGAUGCGGGUCCCGGUUUGCGAGAUUAUCGUUUUGAGCGUACAACCCGGGGAGCGUCACUGUGGCAUCGAGGUUAUCAGUUUUGGCUCCACAACAAGCUCGCGUGCGGUUUGCAGGUGUACCGGUGUCGGAUGCAAAAACUCAAGUGCUGGGCCGCCGGGUACUUUGACCCGAAAACGGAGCUGUUUCAUCUCCGCUUGGGCGUAGCGCAUAACCACAAGAUUCAGGUGUCGGAAGUUGGUGUUGAUAACCACCAGAAACCCCUGCAAGAAGGGAAGACCCCAUUGGAGGUGUUAGCGCCAAAGAUCGAGCCAAAAUCCAAGCUCGACGAAACGGGGCUGGAAACCAAUGACUACCGGUUCGUAAGGGCGCGCAAGGACGGAAAAAUGUUGUUGCACUAUCGUGACUCGGUGUACUUCUUCGCGGGAAAGAAGAAAAACUGGGACGGCGAAGAAUGCAAUCGAUACCACUGCUCACAUCCAGAUUGUCUCGCCGCACUAGAGCUACUGCCGUCCGGUAUGGUGCGGGUACUGUACUCGGAGCACAAGCGCCAUCCGGCCGCCGAUUUGGAGAGUCUCGGCAUGGAAGAUAUUGGUCACGGAUCGAAAGACUAUGAACUGCUUACGACGAGCACGGGCGCGCAGGCGCUCGCAUUCCGUGGCUACCGCUACUACGGCAACAAUUUGACCAGAUGUCGCGAGGAUGGCUCGUCCCGGUGGUACUGCCAGUCAACGGUGUCGAACGAGAAGGUGGACAAAAGAACGAUCCGCAAAAGGUGCUUUAUACCGCUCAUAAUGCUUCCGAAUGGGUGCGUCACUAGCACCGGCAUUCAUCAGCAUCCGCGGUAUCGGGCGGUGGAUGAUCAACCUCAAACGUCCUCCUCGCUGAAGGUCGAUGGGAACCGGUUUGUGUUUAAAAACCGGCUCACCAAUGACUCCAUUGUGUUCGCUUGUGCAGAAGAUCCUUCCUGCCCUGCGUUGGUGGUCCGGCAGACGGAUGGGAAAGUGCAAACUACCACCACACCACACAGCCACCCAAGCGGCACCAGUAAACGAAACGAGACAUCACCUGGCACUUCGCAGAUAAAAAUACUGAACGGAACUACACUACCACCCGAGGCGCCCGGUUCCCUGCGGUUGCGAAUAUUCAAGGGAACCACCACCGUCGUAGCGAAGACGCCCCAGACCAAUGCGUCCGGCACGAGUGAAACACCGCCUGAUCCGUUGCGGCUAAGGAUAUUGAACGGAAGCAUUGCUGCGCCGGCGACGACGAAACCACUGAUACCACCACCUAUUCCGCCUCCUCCCGCCCGUAUUUCACAACGCAUUGUAGGAUCCAUUGCACCGGUGUCAUGCCUGCCGUCGAUUACGGUGGAAGAGUUUGAGCGCACCUACUGCCGACGGUCGUUCUGGUACGGUGGCAAUCGGUACUACUUUUUCCAAACGCGCAGUGACGGCGUGCAGCACUGGCGGUGCAGUGCGCGCACGAACGACUGCAAGUGUCGUGCCGGUUUGCUCCGGAUGACGGGGGGAACGAUCGUACCGUACAAUAACGAACCGCACGCACAUCCCGAUCAAUCGCCGGGAAAAACGGAUCCUACCAUACCAGUACAACCGGGGCUCAAGGUUUCGAUUCUCCCGGUCGUCGCCCCGAGCGACAUUAGAAACAGCGGCACCCUCAAACGUGAAGCUAGAUCAUCGCCUGGCGAGUUGCAGAAAAAGGAACAGAGAGAAUUGGAGCAGCAGCAGAAGUUCGAUCUGAAGCAGAAAGUGCCGGAUAGCGUAGGCAAAAAGUACUUCAAGCAUAAAGGGCUUGUGUACAAUUUUUACAAGAUGGAAAAAGACGGUGGUCGGAUCUACUCGUGCCCAAAUAAAGCGUGCGACUAUAGAAUGCUCCUUUCACCCACCGGGAGACUGUUCGCAACGGUUUCUGGAAAGCACGUCUGCGAGGAAAUUAUUGCUAAAGUCAGCGACUCCGCAUUAAUGGCGCUGCCUGCUGCAACCACGUCGGCGUCCUCGGAAAGAAAAAUACAGGAACUUCCCAGUACACCAUCCCAGGAACUUGCAGUACAACUAGAGAGUAAUGAUUGUAAAAAGCUCGAGAAAAGAGAGAUCGACGAUCCGACGGACUAUUUGCUAGCAAACGACAAAGGACUACGCGACGAUAAUAGUGAGAGUCUCAUGCCCGAACCAAAACGGAUUCGAUUGGUAAUGCCCACCCCUCCACCGCCGCCUCCGACGGUACCGGUAGUGGCAGAACGAAUCGAGCAGAACGCCGAUGCCCCUGCUGAUGUAAGUCACGGCGGUGAUGAUAAAGAAGCAUCCGUGGAGGAAAACGACCCCUCCACCACGGAAUGGCUUGAUGUGGAACAGGAAGAAAUCGUCGAUACCUCGAACGACGACAACGGGGGAGAUGAUCAGCACCACCACCGCGCGUCAGACAACAAUUCGCCUGUGACAGCAAUUGACAACGCACAGGAUGAAGUGAAAGUGGAAGGCACCGGGGAAGAAACAACACAGGAAAAGCCGUUGAUGACCAGCGGUCGGGGAGAAACGCUUACCAUUGCUACCGAGCAACAGCAGGACGAGGAGAUCAAUCAUCCAACAACUCCAAUCGACGCGAAUAAUGAAGACGAGUCAAACGACGAAUUGGAGUCCGUUUCUCAAGGCAGCACCAAAGAGCUGGUUGUAUCGGCUGAACCGCACGAGAGCUAUGCACGCAAAGAAUCGGAGAAUAACGUCCCGGCCGACGGAACGCCUUCCCGCAAACAGGGUCAGGACGACGGCGAUCAGUAGAAAGUAUCCCUGGGUCACGCUUUUGUGUUUUAAACAGUGUUCAUUUAUGGCCGUAUAACGACACGACGUUCCUUUUCGCACGGGAGCAAUUAAAAAUAGUGGACCAUUUUUUUUCUCUAAUUUAGUUGUUAGGCAAAAGGACUUUGGUUUUUUGUUCUAACAGCCAAUUUAAUUUAAGCGUAAUCUGAUAACGAUGGAAUGGAAUUGUAAUUUAAUUUCAAUUAAAAUGUUAAGCGUAUAUAUAUAUAUUAAUUUGUUCAUAAGUAUUUUGUUACAAGAGAUAACGAAAGGGAAAAGAAGAGACAAGCUUUUUUUUAUUCAUUAAUAAUAAACCAAUGGACGGAGCUUGAUAUAAACAA